Messenger RNA from Papaver somniferum (opium poppy), 2604 nucleotides. RefSeq names its product phosphoribosylamine--glycine ligase-like. The record is from RefSeq and is a predicted model, not a curated record. Gene Ontology annotation, molecular function: ATP binding; phosphoribosylamine-glycine ligase activity; metal ion binding. The transcript is spliced from 6 exons. Gene Ontology annotation, biological process: purine nucleobase biosynthetic process. Lineage: Eukaryota; Viridiplantae; Streptophyta; Magnoliopsida; Ranunculales; Papaveraceae. Bases 717 to 2369 code for a protein of 550 amino acids.
UGGCGGAGGCUGGUCAAUCAUGGCUGUAGCGGUGUAGCCCCCUUCUUUUUCCUAUAAAACCUUACUAUGUUAACAAAUGAUCCCUUAGCAAAAUGAAAUUUAUAAUUUAGUCCACCUGGUCAAUUGGGUUAGUCCACCAAGUCAAAGAAAUUUAGUCCACCCCUUAAACCCUCACUUUCCAAAAUUCAAUCGGUGGUUAGUUUACAGAGUGAGAAUAGAGAGAAAAGGAGAGCCGAGAAAAUCAUUUUAACUGUUUAAGGGGGUGGUGAAUGCAGUGUUAAUCACGAUUUCUUUAGUGGCUUGCUCAAGUCUGGGAGCUAUUGCAAUGGUUCAGACUUCUCUAGGCAGUGAAGCGGGAUUUUUAAUGAGAGUCUAGAACUGUGUAACUGAUGCGGCAGUGCUUUGGAGACAGUUCGUGUUUUGCAAUCUGUUGUAAUCACAUCCUAACUGUUGACACCUGCAUCACAGUUUCUGUUCCUGCCGUGCAUUGCAGUUUACUUGCAAUGGUGUUUUCCUAUUUUUUCCUGCCUCUGCAGCGUGUUUAGACUGUUGCAGGCUUGGUGCAUCCAUUGCAAACUGCUGCAGUCGCUGUUUAUGGGUUUGCAGUCAAAGAAGGGGUGUGGCAUUUUGAGAAGGUCCAUUUCUUCGUCGGCUCCCCACCGUGGCAGGGGUAGUCUAGUUAGAGUUUUGAAAAGAAGAGUUUCUCAGCUUCCACAAUGGCAUGUGUUGCAUACAAUAAUCCCUCAACAGCGUUUUUGAGUUUUCAUGAGAAUCGAUUUACAAAACCUUUUUCCUUAAAUCGUCCUUCAUUUUCAGUAUUCGUUAGUAAACCUAAAAGAUGCAACCCUAUUCAUUCUUCUGCCAUAAUCAGAGAAUCUUAUCUGUUUCCGAAUUCGAGUCCAAGGCGUUCAUCUUUUUCUGGUGAAUUCAAGAGAUGUUCAGAACAUUCAGAGAAAUCUGGUUGUAUCAGUGCAAUUACCUUCGAUUAUUACGAUAAAGCUCCAGAAGAGAGGUUGGUGGUGUUAGUUAUUGGAGGUGGAGGAAGGGAACACGCAAUUUGUUAUGCCUUGCAGCGGUCUCCAUCUGUUGAUGGAGUAUUUUGUCUUCCUGGCAAUGAUGGAAUUGCUAACUCAGGGUGUGCCACCUGUGUACACGGCCUUGACAUUUCUGACAGCUCAAAGGUGAUAUCGUUUUGUCAAGAGUGGGGAGUUAAAUUGGUUGUGGUAGGACCAGAGGCUCCCUUGGUUGCAGGUCUUUCAGAUAUUCUUAAUAAGGCUGGGAUACCUACUUUUGGUCCGUCAGCAGAGGCUGCUGCUUUGGAGGGAUCUAAGGAUUUCAUGAAGAGGUUGUGUUACAAGUAUGGAAUUCCCACUGCUAAGUAUCAAACAUUUACAGAUCCAUCCGCAGCAAAGCAAUACAUUCAAGAGCAAGGAGUACCCAUCGUCAUUAAAACUGAUGGCCUUGCCGCUGGCAAAGGAGUUGUUGUUGCCAUGACCUUGGACGAGGCAUAUGAAGCUGUUGACUCAAUGCUCGUAAAAGGUGUGUUUGGAUCUGCAGGCUGUCGUGUGAUUAUUGAGGAAUUCUUGGAGGGAGAAGAAGCUUCAUUUUUUGCACUCGUCGAUGGUGAGACAGCCAUACCUCUUGAAUCUGCUCAGGAUCAUAAACGGGUUGGGGAUGGUGACACAGGACCUAAUACAGGGGGAAUGGGUGCAUACUCACCGGCUCCUAUAGUAACAGAAGACAUUAAGUCUUUUAUAAUGGAAUCUAUAAUUCUGCCUACGGUGAAAGGAAUGUCUGAAGAAGGAUGUAAAUUUGUUGGAGUUUUAUUUGCUGGUCUCAUGAUUGAAAAGAGAACUGGUUUACCAAAACUUAUAGAGUACAAUGUGCGGUUUGGAGACCCUGAAUGCCAGGCUUUGAUGGUUAGGUUGGAAUCAGAUUUAGCACAAGCUCUACUUGCAGCUUGCCGAGGAGAGUUGAAUAAUGUGUCAUUGAAGUGGUCCUCUGACUCAGCCAUGGUGGUGGUGAUGGCAAGUAAAGGCUACCCUGGAAAAUACAUGAAAGAUACUGUGAUCCGAAAUCUCAAAGACGUAGAAGAAAUGCUACAAGAUGAAGAAAGAGAACACAAACAAAAACAAGUUUCUUCUUUGGUUAAAGUUUUUCAUGCAGGAACAUCAACCAACGACGAUGGCAAUUACAUUGCUGUUGGAGGUCGUGUUCUUGGGGUUACAGCAACAGGAAAAGAUUUGAAAGAGGCACGGGAUAAAGCUUAUGAAACUGUUGAAAAAAUUAACUGGCCAGAAGGAUUUUUUAGACGAGAUAUUGGUUGGAGAGCACUUCCUAAGAAAUCAUUUUGGCGAAAUUUGUGGUGAAUUAGUGUGUUGUCUCAAAAGCUUAAAAAGAUUAUAAACUAUCAUUUUGGUCAAAAUUAGCUUAUACUGUCAACUCAAGGAAAUGUCAUGUAUUACAGUAUUAGGCUAGCAUUAUAUUAAAUUAGCAGAGAUUACUCUUUAUACAAACUUUCAAGGUUGCAUCAGCCAUUAUGUCUUUCUGAAUGGAAUUUCUGAAGAAUCACAAAAACUGACAUUAUAAUUUUCGUUCCUCCUA